AAAUUAAAAAAAAAACAGUAUUGUCAUCAAACUUUAUCACAAAUCUACAUUUGUACAUCUAUAAUUAUGAGUUGGACAAUUAAUUAAUUUGAUACAAUACCAAAACAAGAAUAAUUGAAAAACAACUAUACCACCGCAUACUAAUAAGUAACACAUAACAGAGAACCAAAUUCUUGAAUCUUAAAACAAAUUUCAACUCGAGCAUUUAGUGAAUAUCAAAUUAACUAAUAUCUCGUCCGUAGGACGGACCGACCCUAGUACAUGAUAAAGUGACGAGAUGAAUCCAUUAUGCGUAAUUAUCGGCCAAUUGCACUUCAAUUUAUUUUAUGCAUUUUUAGCUUUAAGGAUCAUGAGUUAUAAAUACUUUUAAAGGUAAGUUUCUCAAAUAUUUUUUUUUCUUACGUCGCAAAAAUUAUUCUAUUAAUUAAACCAGGUGACAUAGCAAUCUUCAAAAUAUAAAGUCUUUUGAGGACAUUUCUUCGUAAAGGUAGUCAAAUAUUUGUUUUGAUUUACAUCAAUUUUUAAUUUCUAAUUAUUUUAAUAUCAUAAAAUCCAUUUAAGUAUUUAUUUCUUUUAGGUCAGUUACGUUCAUUUGUUUGAGACCAGUUUUUUAUAUGAAUACUUGUUGGAUGUUGGAUAUUGAUAUCUCUCUUAUUAAAACAGAAUCAUUAUUAAAGACUAAAUCUUUUUGUAAGUUUUGAAAUUAAUAUACUCUCUACUAUAUAGUUAAAUUCAAUAUUCUAGUUAUGGAAAAUAACAUUAGACUACUAAAUCUGUUUUAAAACAACACAACAAAUGAUCAUGUGUCUAAACACUAUAAAACAUUAUGUCCUACUUUUUAAUAACUUUUUAUUUAUUUUUUAAAAUUAAUUGAUUUAAAACUUCUCAAAUAUUUUUAAAAUUUUUAUGGUUUAGUUGGUUAUUAUACCUAAAAAUAACAAAUAUUUUAUAUUCAAACUAUUUAAAGUUAUUCUAAGUAUGUAUUUUCAAAUAGGUAAAAAAUAAUUGGAUUGACCGAAUUUAACUAAAUCUAUUCAGGUUCAAGAUUUUGUGUAUACAUUAGUACAAAUACAACAAUAAACUUUUAAGAAAUUCUUAACUAUUCAUCAGUUUUCACCUUAAAUCUAAUUUAAUACUAGUUCUUUUUGUAUAUCAAUCUAGAGACAAACCGAUUAGAAACUUUCAAUUCGGAUUAAAGAUCCGUCCUGGACAAAUCCAAAUGAAACAAUGGUCUAAGGCUCCAAAUUCUUUGAAGAAAAAUCGAUAUAAACUCUUCAAAAAAAAAUUUGUAUCCCUAAAUUUGUAAAAAUAAAAAAUUAGUUAAAAUCUUUCAUAAAUCCUCUAUGGCUCUUUAAAUUUCAGAAUCAGUCCUGAUUCAGAGUCAGCUUAAUUAAGUUUUUUAGUCAAGAUAUUUUGACCAUACCUACUUGCUUAAUUGGUCAUUUCCCAUAAUUUCUUCUAAAUAUUCAACUUUGGAUCUUGCUGACAAUAAAAAAUUCAACUUUGGAUCUUCUGGAUUAAAAAAAAAAUACAAUUACAUUUCUUUGGGGAAUAAUAACAGUUACAGCUUUAGAAUAAUUGAUCAAAAAAACUUUGUUUCAAGUAUAUUAAUGAAUCCAUCUACACAUGUUUGGGUGUGUUGAAAAAGGUAAUUAUUUAAUUUUUAAAUGUCAAAAUAUUUAUUUAAUAAUUUAAUAUAGAUCAUUAGCCUUAACACUUGUAAACUCACGGGAAGUUCAAAGAGAAAAUCCGCUGCGGAAAGUUCCCAAGCGAAUGUUGUUGAUAGUGAGACUCGACCUGAAGGUAUCAAGGCUGCUAAAGCUAAAAAGACUAAUGGUCACGGGAGGUCUAUGGCUGAGGUUACCACCAUUUUGGAAAGGAGGAAGGAAGAUUUGGCGAUGAAGGAGAAACUUUCAAAGCUGGCCAUUCUAGACACACUGCUCGCCAGAAAUGAACCCCUUAGUGAGGCUGAAGAAGUGGUCAAGAAUAAGCUUCUAGCCGCUUAUUUCUGAGAACUAUUCCCUAGCUAUGUUUUAAAUUUAUAAAUUAUGUCCUAAGUUAUUUGUUUUAUCUUUAAAUUCCGUUCUAUGUCUUCAACUUGAUGAAUGUACUCCUUGUUUAUGGCAUUUUACUAUCGUUAUUAAUGAAUCAGUUAUGUUAAUCAUGCCUAUGUCUUGUUUACUUCCGCUUAUUUCACUUAUUAAUGAAUCAUUUUAAAAUCCUGUUUUGUGGUUAUGUUAAGCUUGUAUAUGUAUUAACCUUAUCAAUUUUUUUUUGCAGGUUAACAUGGGACUUGAUUACAGCUACUCUCAGCCUUCCUCAUCUGAGGCGUACGGUGACAAUGCAGCUGACAGUGGGUUCAGCGAAACAGAAGAGCUUAUUCGUCAGGACCAAGCUGAGCUUCACACACAGCGAACGACGGUUCAGUUCCCUCCUCAACCCGAGGUCGAGUUCGGAUUCCCUCAAACAUGUUACUGCGGUGCGCGUCCACUUCUUGCAACAUCUCUGAGUAGAAACAAUCAAGGGAGAUUAUACUAUACGUGUGCGAAUGUAGAUGAUGGUGAUUGCCAUGUAUGGAAAUGGUGGGACCAAGCUGUAAUGGAGGAGAUGAGAGCCCGGGAUUCUCACACUUCAGUUGGCUGAGAAGGUUGAUUAUCUUGCCGGUAUGAGUGACUACGGGACAGAGCUUAACCUUCUUAAGGAUCACCAAUACGAGACUGAGCAAAAACUGGUGAGGCUAGAUAAGAUCGUGUCCGACAUAGGUAAUAAGAAAUCAACCUCUUCCUUUGGCUUUGGCUUUCAAUACGUUGUAGGUCUACUCGUGAUUGUGGUAGUCAUAAUAGGCUGCUUAAUGGUUUGUUAGUCAUGGUCUCGUCUAUUUUACAUGAUCUAGGAUGUAUUAUGGAUUAUGUGUAAUGUGUAAUGUUAAGCUUAUGUAAUGACUUAAUUGGCGUUAUGUGUAAUGUAUCAAGUUUGAAUUAUUUAUGUGUAAUGCAUGUGGCUUUUGGUUUGACCCCGUGACUUACCUAUACUACCGACAUCUCCUUCCUCUCAAUAUGAUCCUGUGACUUUGUACUGAUAUUCACCAUCCCCUCUUUGCUAUCCCGUGAGUUUACAGCAGUCAGUAAAUACAAAAAUGCACCACUUCUCAAAUCCUAUAAUUAGAAGUGUGCGUUUAUUUCUUUGAAAAUCACCACUUCUCAAUCUAUUCUCAAAACAAUUUCUCUCCUUUAAAAAUUGUUUAUGGCAUCUUCUUCCCAUUAUCAUUAUCAUAAUGAUGAUGAUGAUGAUAAUGAAUUUGAAACUCUAGUUGAAGAAUGCUUUCAAAUCCCUGAUAAUAUUCCCGAACCAAAAGAGAGAAAAAAACGCAUUUAUAUUGAGAGAAACCGGGAAAAAGGUCACAUUCAGCUUUGGAAUGAUUACUUUUCUGAAACUCCAACAUAUCCUCCUAAUAUUUUCCGUCGGCGAUUUCGAAUGACCAAACCAUUGUUCUUGCGUAUUGUGCAUCGUCUCGCUACAGAAGUAGAGUAUUUUCAACAAUGCGAAGAUGCUGUCGGACGGGCUAGUCUAUCUCCGCUACAAAAAUGUACCGCUGCAAUUCGUCAAUUGGCGUAUGGUGGUGGGUCUGAUACAGUUGACGAGUAUGUACGAAUUGGUGAAACUACAGCUCGGAAAUGUUUGUAUCAAUUUACCGCCGGAAUUGUCCAGUUGUUUGGCGAUGAAUAUCUUAGACGUCCCACCCCGGAGGAUCUGGAAAGACUACUCCAUAUUGGAGAAGAACGUGGAUUUCCAGGGAUGGUUGGAAGCAUCGAUUGCAUGCAUUGGCAGUGGAAGAAUUGCCCCACCGCUUGGAAAGGUAUGUAUUCACGAGGAACCGAAAAACCAACAAUUGUGUUGGAGGCGGUAGCUUCACAGGACCUCUGGAUAUGGCACGCGUUUUUUGGAGCUCCAGGUACAAUGAACGAUCUUAAUAUUCUUGACCGUUCACCUGUUUUUGAUGAAAUUAUAAACGGAAACGCUCCGGAAGUCAAUUUCUAUGUCAACGGAACUGAGUACCAUUUGGGUUACUAUCUGGCGGAUGGUAUUUAUCCCAAAUGGGCUACUUUUAUUCAAUCUAUCCGACUCCCGCAAGGUCCAAAAAAUAGUUUAUUUGCUAAAAAACAAGAAGCCGUGCGAAAAGAUGUUGAGCGCGCCUUCGGAGUUCUGCAAGCAAGAUUCGCAGUUGUUAGAAAUCCAUCUAAUUUAUGGGAUAAAAAUAAAAUAGGAAAUAUUAUGAAAGCAUGUAUAAUACUUCAUAAUAUGAUUGUCGAAAAUGAACGAGGUUCAUACACUCAGCACGCUUCAGAAUUUCAACAAGGAGAAGAUGUGGAUCCUACAUUUGUAGUCAGGAGGAGUACAAAUCUCGGUACUAUAUUGGGUCGUCGAGCAGAAGUUCGGGAUAAACAAAGCCAUCAACAAUUAAAAAAAGAUUUGAUUGAAAAUAUAUGGGAUAAAUUUGGAAAUCUCCCGAAUAACUACGAUGUUUAGAAAAAUUUGGACGGAAAAAUAACUAAAUAAAAUGUAUGUUCCUGUUUUUUUUCAUGUUUGUAUUUUUUUUUCCAACUUUGUAAUUUUUUCAUAUUUUCAGUUUUAAUAAUGUUUUAUAUGUUUUAUUUUAAAUUUUCCUUUUAUAUGUCAUUACUUACUUAAAUAAAUAAUUAUUUAGCUAA
Molecule: messenger RNA, 4709 nt
Organism: Brassica rapa (field mustard)
Lineage: Eukaryota; Viridiplantae; Streptophyta; Magnoliopsida; Brassicales; Brassicaceae
Product: putative nuclease HARBI1
Source: RefSeq, a predicted model, not a curated record